Sclerotinia trifoliorum is the source of this 2469-nucleotide messenger RNA. NCBI's taxonomy places the organism in Eukaryota, Fungi, Ascomycota, Leotiomycetes, Helotiales, Sclerotiniaceae. The record is from the annotation of a GenBank genome assembly.
AAAGCGACAACCUGCAAUCUCUCAAUGUUGGAAAUCAGAAUCUUGGAAACAUUUAUUUAAAUCAUCAAUUCUCAUCCUCAUUCCUCAAUCCUCAAUCUUUAUAUCAUUCUGUAAUUUGAAGAUCCAUAAACACAUUACAUGAUCCAAAAUUAUCUCCACUUUUCUGUACUUUGUACCUUACCAUGAAAGAGAUGUUUGCUUCUUCAAUAUCAAUAAGAGUUACGAUACCUUCGCUGAUAUACAUACUUAAAUACUGGUUGUAAUGAAUUGUUAUUGCAGGUUCGGACAUAGCUCUUCCCAUUGGCACUCGUGCCAACGACUGUUUAUUCAUGUUGCACAGCGAUGUCGAACGCAAUAGGCGUGCCGCGAAUAUAUGGACUGCGCGGUUUAUACCUUUCGUACUCGCCGGCGUGGUUGGAUAUUCAACAUAUGUUAUAGUCGCCAUUCUUUGUGGUAAGAAGCAGAAAUUGCGAUCUAGACUCAUAUCACGGCUUGCUAACAUGUCGCUGUUCAGUGAAUUACCUUUUGGUCGAACAGAAAAAUACGAAAGCCGCAGUGCCUAUACUUGUUAUACAUUUUUUGUUGUUCAUCCUCAUGGGCUGGUCUUUUUUUCGAGUGGCGUAUAUGACGACUUUCGAUCCUCCCUAUGCACCACUGGGACUUGGCGCUGCAAGAGUUCAGUCUCGAAAGAAACGAAAAGAUGAUGAUAUUGGUGGAGAAGAAUACACUUCAGGGAAUCUUCAUGCCUCCAAAGAUGACCCAGAUUCUCCUGGUCUCGAAUUAUUUUACACAAAAGAUGUCUUUUGCGCGGAAAGAGAUGGAAAACCUAGAUGGUGUUCUGAGUGUUGCAUAUGGAAAUUGGAUCGCCAGCAUCACUGUAGUGUGGUGGGAAGAUGUAUAUACAAAAUGGAUCAUUACUGCCCGUGGUAUGUCCACUGCCGUUCCUCGCAUUCUUGUGGCUAACAAAGUUUAGGGUAGGAGGUCCUAUUGGCGAGAAUAAUUUCAAGUUUUUCAUCCAAUUUGUUGGAUACGCUGCGUUGUUUUGUAUAAAUACCCUUGUGGUGAUGGCAAUAUACAUUAAUCAGCAGCGUGGCACUCAGGUAUGACUGAUUUCCACACAUUCUUUUGUCAACACUGUUCGAAGACCCUUGAUAGAAUUGACGAUUUUUUUCCUCACUAUUCUCUUCGGCGGCGGUAGAGAUAAAAAAUGGGAUUUCGCUAACAUAGACUGAUUUUGUCAUCAGGGCAUUCCUGUCAACCAUCAGUUCAUUGCCGUUCUCGCAUUGUAAGCCAAUAGUCAUCUUGACGAAAUUGUUGCUGACCAUAAGUAUACAGAGCUGCCUUCUUUGGCUUAUUCACUGGGACGAUGUUCAGUACAUCCGCGAGACUGGCUGUUGACAACUUGACACAAGUCGAAGACAUCAGUAGAUUCGGAAAGAUCCAUAGACUAGCAAUACUAAAGCCCUCGCCUCAAAGAUUGGCUGAAAUCAGUGUGACGGCCGCCACGACACAAACAUAUUCCGAGAUCUCGUAUCCCUUGGAUAUUCCACCUCCCUUGGACGGCACUCAGAUAAAUCGGCCGUACGUGAAGACUAUCAGGCACGACCGGUUAUCCGAACCAAUUACAUCCCAGGACGCAAGACGAAUGGCCGGCCUUACAGAAAUCCCUAUCAGUGCAGCAAUAGAUUCAGCGCAUGAGAAUUUCAAUGUCGGAGACUCGCGAUCAGAAUCAAUAGACAUCAUUAUUGAUAAUUCAUCAAGUACUUUUCCACCAUCGCAGAAUACCGAAACAUCGACGAUUGGCGAGCUCCAACCACACAUAGAAAAUUCUGGACAACUAAGUAGAGACCAAAAAGCUGUGCGCACCUUUGCAAUACUUGAAAUGUCUCCCGGAGAUAAUCCUUGGGAUCUUGGAUCUGCUCUAUUAAAUUGGAAGUCAGUCAUGGGAGAACAUUUUAUUGACUGGUUUCUCCCCAUAAAGAGAAGUCCUUGUUGUAACCACGAAAAUACAGAAAGUCAAUUCUCGAUUGGUCCGUCUGUGGAUCGCCUUCGAGCGUCAGUCUGUUUCAUUCCACCUAACGAGGUACGUCCCGAAAGACGUCGGCGGCGAAUUAAGCAGAAGCAACUUGGGAAAGGCCAAACCAAUCUGCCUGGGCGACCUUAUAGCCCGAAAUAUGAAGACGUUGGACGAAACACGGAUGAAACAGAACUACGAGACCUCCGCUCCCGUAAUCCUCGACAUAAAUAGCCUAGACUCAUAUACACUUGAUAAGCUUAAAGAAGGCACUGGCAUGAAGCGGAGAUGUGCUUUGAAACCAGCACUUGCAUUAUAUGGGAUCGGCGUUGGAUGGAUUUCCAUACCAGUAUAUAGAAUCACUACCUACAUGUAAUCAUUAAUGUAAUUUGAGGUUAAAAAAAGGUAUUCCAACACAGGGCGAUAUCGUCAAGCUUGUUGAGUCUCGAGAGUAU